Porites evermanni is the source of this 384-nucleotide messenger RNA. Lineage: Eukaryota; Metazoa; Cnidaria; Anthozoa; Scleractinia; Poritidae. The record is from the annotation of a GenBank genome assembly.
AUGAGUGCCGAGCUUCAGUUACAGGCGAAGGAACUGAAUGGGCCCGAAACAGUACACCAUCCUCAGGAAGCCAACAAUAGUGAAUCCAUUCAUACCGUUCAUGACAAUGUUGUUUAUUUCUCUGGUGAAUUUCAUUGUGUUGAGUUCGAAUAUGCUGUUCAUGUUAAUAAAGUUGAGUUGGCCCGCACUACCAAUGUGAAAGGGAAGCUGAAGGAGAGAAUUGCAGUCUGGCAAAGCAUUGGAGCUAGCAGGUGGGUGCUUGAAGUGCUUGAGGAUGGUUAUUGUUUACCUUUUAUUUCGCUGCCACAGAAAGCGUUCUUUAGGAAUCAUUAUAGUGUUGUUGAAGAUGAAGAUUGUUUGUCAAGAGGUGUCCAAGUUACUUAG